AUGGAGUCCCAAACCCCAAACGGCCAAGUUUUCCCAGAAGACUACCUAGAAAGCACCAGCUCCACACCCGAUGGCAGGGCGCCAAGACCCGGACCCGGGUUCAUCAAUGGCGGGUUCUUUUACAGUGCACCAGCUAGCCCCAUGCAUUUCGCAAUCACGUCGUCCAGGGUGGUGUCAUCGUCUACAACACAGCCCCCUUCUCCUGAUUUCGAGUUCUCCGCAAGGUUCGGGUCAUCGGAGCCGGGUCAAACGGGAUCCAUGAGUUCGGCCGAUGAGCUUUUCUUGAACGGAAAAAUCAGACCCAUGAAGCUAUCCACUCAUUUGGAAAGGCCUCAGGCAUUAACUCCAUUGAUGGAUCUCGAGCACGAACAGGAAGAAGAAGAAGAUUUAAGGGGCAGAGGUUAUAAGUCUUCAAGUCUAAGGCGAAGAACAAGAUCCAUGUCCCCUUUAAGAACCGACACAAACCAAGAUUUAGGCGGCAAAGCGGAGACCAACAAAGGUGCGGUGAGGAGCUCAAAGAGAUGGGUUUUCCUCAAAGAUUUUCUGAGGACCAAAAGUGAUGGAAGAAGCAACAGCAAUUAUUACAAAUUAUGGUCAACCAUUUCCUUUUAUCCGGCAAAGGGAAAGAAGCCAAAAGCCGGCGGCGGAGAAUCGAAGAAGAAGCCGAUGAAUGGGAUAGGGAAAAGGAGGGUUCCAGUCCCACCAUCGCCACACGAGUUGCUUUAUACUGCAAAUAGAGCACAAGCUCAAGAGUUAAGGAAGAAGACAUAUUUGCCUUACAGGCAAGGCUUGCUUAGCUGCUUGGGCUUCAGUUCAAAGGGUUAUAGCGCCAUGAAUGGCCUUGCCAGAGCUUUGAAUCAAGUUAAUUAACGUCUCUGGGAAAUUGUGAAACUACCAUUUUUUUUAUAAAAU
This is a messenger RNA of Hibiscus syriacus, 912 nucleotides long. RefSeq lists its product as uncharacterized. Lineage: Eukaryota; Viridiplantae; Streptophyta; Magnoliopsida; Malvales; Malvaceae. The record is from RefSeq and is a predicted model, not a curated record. The transcript has a single exon. Bases 1 to 870 code for a protein of 289 amino acids.